Messenger RNA from Caenorhabditis elegans, 1237 nucleotides. RefSeq names its product Sugar transporter SWEET1 (gene swt-1). Gene Ontology annotation, molecular function: sugar transmembrane transporter activity. NCBI's taxonomy places the organism in Eukaryota, Metazoa, Nematoda, Chromadorea, Rhabditida, Rhabditidae. Gene Ontology annotation, biological process: carbohydrate transmembrane transport. The record is from RefSeq and is marked reviewed. Gene Ontology annotation, cellular component: membrane; Golgi membrane; plasma membrane.
CCCAGCUCAACUUCUGCUCAAACAAUUCAAAAAUGUUAGAGGUGGUUCUUCAAGUGCUCUCAAUCAGUGCAAUCACCACAACAAUUGCACUUUUCUUCUGUGGAAUACCAAUAUGUAUGCAAAUUCGUCGUCAGGGAGCCGUAGGUGACAUUUCCGGAGUUCCAUUUCUCAUGGGUGUCUUGGGAGGAUCAUUCUGGCUUCGAUAUGGACUUCUUAAAAUGGAUUACGUCAUGAUUAUAGUCAAUGUUGUCGGUGUUGCCUGUAUGGCUUUCUACUGUGUCUUCUUCCUUAUCUACUCACUUCCUAAGAAAACCUUCACAUGUCAGCUGAUCCUUGUGACGUCAACUAUCGGAGGAAUGGUUUUGUGGAUCGCGUUGAAACCGAAUUUGGACUAUCUUGGCGUCAUCUGCAUGACAUUCAAUAUCAUGAACUUUGGAGCUCCAUUGGCUGGAUUGGGAGUUGUGCUGAAAAACCGUGAGGUAUCAACCCUUCCACUUCCAAUGUGCGUCGCCAACUUUUUGGUCUCUUCUCAAUGGUGCCUCUAUGGUAAUUUGGUGUCGGAUAUCUACAUCAUUAUCCCAAAUGGAAUCGGUAUGUUCUUGGCAAUUGUCCAGCUCGCCCUCUUCGUCGUUCUUCCAAUCCGUGAGAAUGAGAAGAGCCCGUUAGAAAAGCUCGCCAGUUGGUUCACUGGAAGAGAUUCCAAGGUCAAGGAUUUGGAAAGAGGAGACUGUAUCGUCUCAUCCCCACCGUCAUCCCCACAAAAAGUGCCAAAUGAGACACGCUCCGACGUUGAGGACAAGUUCGAUAAAUUGAUGGCUGAAACGUCAUCAACUAUUCCAUCAGACAGUCGACGUGGCAGCAUGGGCAGUCCACCAUCAUACAAGAGCCGAUCGUCGAGUGACCCAGAUCUUUCAUCGAUUCAAUCCCCUUAAUAACAUUUUUGUUCUUUUAAAUUUUAAUCAUUUCAUUCUUUUUUUUUCUGUAAAAAUUGUUGAUUUAUUUCCUUCUUGCUUACCAUUUUCUCUUUGUUUUAAUGUGGCCAAUUUCUUCAAAUUUUCACUUAAAUCCCCAAUUUGUACCGCCUAACUUGACAUUUUUCCGAUCUCCUUUCCUGUAGGUGAACCAUUACAAUUUCCCCCGCGUGUUUUAUGUACAUAUAUAUAUAAUGUCCGGUUAAUAAUGAAUCCAUUUCGAGUGAUUUUCAGUUGAUAAUAAUAAAAUUUUAUCUUCUCCUGAA